GGAUUAAAGACUUCAUGUGCGAGCUGUGUGGGAAGACCUUCAGCGAGAGGAACACCAUGGAGACCCACAAGCUCAUCCACACCGUGGGCAAGCAGUGGACGUGCUCCGUGUGUGACAAGAAGUACGUCACGGAGUACAUGCUGCAGAAACACGUGCAGCUCACGCACGACAAGGUGGAGGCGCAGAGCUGCCAGCUGUGCGGGACCAAGGUGUCCACGCGGGCCUCCAUGAGCCGGCACAUGCGGCGCAAGCACCCCGAGGUCCUGGCAGUGCGGAUCGAUGAUCUGGACCACCUCCCCGAGACCACCACCAUCGACGCCUCCUCCAUCGGCAUCGUGCAGCCCGAGCUGACGCUGGAGCCGGAGGACGUGGCCGACGGGAAGCAUGGCAAGGCCGCCAAGCGCGGCCACAAGAGGAAGCAGAAGCCAGAGGAGGAGGCGGCGGCGCCGGGCCCGGAGGACGCGGCGUUUGGCGAGUACGCGGAGAAGGAGGCCGCGUUCUCGGGCGGCGUGGGCGGCGUGGGCGACGAGACCAGCUCCGCCGUGCAGAGCAUCCAGCAGGUGGUGGUGACCCUCGGUGACCCCAGUGUGACGGCGCCGUCCAGCUCCGUGGGCCUCACCAACAUCACCGUGACGCCCAUCACCACCGCAGCCGGGACUCAGUUCACCAACCUGCAGCCGGUGGCCGUGGGGCACCUCACCACCCCCGAGCGCCAGCUACAGCUGGACAACUCCAUCCUCACCGUGACCUUUGACACGGUCAGCGGCUCGGCCAUGCUGCAUAACCGGCAGAGUGACGUCCAGCUCCACCCGCAGCCGGAAACCGCGAACCCGCAGUCCGUGGCUCACUUCAUCAACCUGACCACGCUGGUCAACUCCAUCACACCCCUGGGGAGCCAGCUGGGCGACCAGCACCCGCUCACAUGGCGGGCAGUGCCCCAGGCCGACGUCCUGCAGAACCCGCCGCCGCCACCUCCCCCGCCGGCCCCCCAGCCGCAGGCGGCCCCGGCGCAGGUGCAGCCCGAGCAGCCGCCACAGAUGUUCAGCUACUGAGGGGUUAGAGCCACAGAGAGCGCCCUCUGCUGGGCGGCACGCGCGGGGACCUUGUGAGGAAGCCGGGCUCGGCCGGCAGGUGCAGAGUCGCCCCGGGCAGCCGUGCUGGUCCGAGCGCUCAGGCCCCGGGCCCCGGCGGGCGGGCGGGUGUCAGACCUGAGCCGCCUCCACGCUAUGCCUUACCAAGCUGCUGCGGCCCGGGCCGAGCGCACCCCCUGCCCCCACGCAGCUGCCGGGUGGGUGGACCCGGGGCUGCGGGAGAAGCCCGGGUCCCCGAGGCCAGGCACUGAGUCCCGCGAAGCCCGGUGCCCGUGUGGCCACAGAACGCCCUCUACCCCGUCUGGCCUCCGUCAGCAGCGAGCGAGCAAAGUCAGAGUUUGUCCUCUUCUUUGAAAUACCGGCCCAGUCCAGUUUGUUACAAAGCACGGACGGCGACGUGAGCAAACCGUGACGUGACAGCGUGUGACCCCCAGCCGGGCGAGGGGUCACGUGACGCCACCGGCUCAGGCGUGAAAUAUCCGUGAAUCCGUCUUCAUAUAGCUUCUAUUUUUUUUAAGGAGAGGCUUGAUUUCCAACACACGAGACCCGGCAGCGUGACGAAGUCCAUCAGUCCACGGCCGGUGCCAGGAGCGAGCCGGCUGGGCGUGCGGUGGCUGAGCGUCAGCCACGACGUCCGGAAGCGAGGGGUUCCCGCUUGCCCAGGCUGCGGUGUCUCCCAGGCCUGGUUCCCGAAGCCGUGGUUACAGUGCAGAAGUGUGGGUGUCUCUGACAGGGACCGUGGUCUCCUGCCCGGGGCUGAGUCCAGGGGCGGGCAGUGCCAGGGCUCUGCAGUUUCACAGAAAGCCGGGGCUAAGAGACGCUGGAUUUGGUGCGCACCAUAAACGUGGUGAAGUUCCCACAGAGAAGCCUCCAGUGCCCCCGGUAAGCGAGGGAGCUGGCCAGCAAGUGCCCGGCCGGUGUGGGGACACGUCCGGGCUGCCCGCGGGCCGUCCAGGGGUCACGGGGCGCCAGCCACAGCCUCCCACGCCCGGCCGCGGGCAGCCCGGAGGCCCGGGGACAGGUUUGACUUUGCCUCUCUGGGUUUUUUUUUAAAGCCGUGCUGUAGUCUGGCCCCAUGCUGCUUCCUGGGAGGCCGCGCCACAGCGGCGGGGGAAGCCAGGGCCAGAACCCAUUUUGUGCAAUGCGUGAGCCAAGGAGAGCUCCCCGCCCACCCGGCGCGAGGCGGGGUCCCCCUCCCCCGCUCCACACACCCCCAAGGCCACCUCACAUUAACACGGGGAGAUCCUUUGACGUUUUAAUUUAUGAUAAUUAUUUUUAUGUUAUUUAUGUAAAUAAUUAACUGCUUUUACAUAAUAAUCUCAUCACAUGAACUGGAGCUGGAAUGCGGACCCCGUUCUCAGCUCACGUGGUCCAGACACCAUGGAAUUGGCACGAGAUCCAGGCACCUGAGAUGGUUGUGUUUUUUUUGUCUUUUUUUAAUCAAAACCGAUUUCUUUAUGCAUUUGCAGUGCGUAAAGGACAGACGACCCGGGGGACGAUGCAGACGGGCCUGGGCCUGUGGCUGAGCGUCCACUGCACCGAUCCCUCGCUCCUCUUCCCUGCGAAACAAAGGCCUUUGAAGUCGCGGUUUUAUUUUUUUAAACAAGGAGGGGGCAGGGCUGCAGCCCGCGUCGGUGUGCUCGGAGUCCCCGGCGGAGCUGGGGCGGCCCUGGUGUCCCCACUGCUCAAACAUCAGCCUUGUGAGAAUUCCAAUAAAAGCCAGACUUCUGA
Molecule: messenger RNA, 2822 nt
Organism: Oryctolagus cuniculus (rabbit)
Lineage: Eukaryota; Metazoa; Chordata; Mammalia; Lagomorpha; Leporidae
Source: RefSeq, a predicted model, not a curated record